Molecule: messenger RNA, 1272 nt
Organism: Phragmites australis (common reed)
Lineage: Eukaryota; Viridiplantae; Streptophyta; Magnoliopsida; Poales; Poaceae
Product: jasmonate-induced oxygenase 4
Exons: 3
Coding region: 84-1124 (346 amino acids)
Source: RefSeq, a predicted model, not a curated record
UUUCGGCUUUCCUUCGAUUAACCCUCGUUCUGCCUACGGUAGUACGAAACAACCAAAUCGCCACCGCCCCCGCCGCUGCUCCGAUGGAAAACGCCGCGCCGGCGCGCGUCCAGGCCAUCGCCGAGGCCGGCGUGUCCCGUCUCCCAGCGCAGUACAUCCAGCCGCCCGAGCACCGCCCGACCCCUUCCUCCUCCGACUGUUCCGCCCGAGCGCUGGCCGUCCCGGUCGUCGACCUCUCGUCCGCCGCGGCGGCCGACGCCGUCCGCGCCGCGUGCGCCGACUGGGGCGCCUUCCACGUGGUCGGGCACGGCGUGCCGGGGGAGCUCCUCGACGAGGUGCGCGGGGCGGGCCUCGCCUUCUUCCGCGCGCCCAUGGGGGACAAGCUCCGGUUCGCCUGCGACCCGGCCAGGGGCGCCGCGGCGGAAGGGUACGGCAGCCGCAUGCUCGCCAACGACGACUCCGUGCUCGAUUGGCGCGACUACUUCGACCACCACACACUGCCCGAGUCCCGCCGCGACCCCGCCCACUGGCCUGACUUCAUCCCUGGAUACAGGGAUACUGUUGUGAAAUACAGCAACAGCAUGAAAGAUCUUGCUCAAAGAUUGCUGCAGAUCAUCUCUGAAAGUCUGAACUUACCACCAUCUUAUAUAGAAGAGGCGGUUGGAGAAGUUUACCAGAAUAUCACCAUUAGCUACUACUCUCCUUGUCCACAACCUGAUCUUGCUCUUGGAUUACAAUCUCAUUCUGAUAUGGGUGCAAUAACACUUCUGAUACAAGAUGAUGUGGGUGGGCUCGAGGUACUGAAGGAUGGAAUGUGGAUACCUGUGCCUUCUUUGCCUGAUGGGAUCCUUGUAAUUUUGGCUGACCAAACUGAGAUUAUCACCAAUGGAAUAUACAAGAGCUCUGUUCAUCGAGCUAUUGUCAAUGCUGAACGUGCCCGCUUGUCAGUAGCGACAUUCUAUGAUCCAUCAAAAUCAAGGAAAAUAUGCACUGCCCCGCAACUUGUGAGCAAGGACGAGCUACAAAAGUAUCGGGAUGUAAUCUAUGGUGACUAUGUCUCAUCUUGGUACAGCAAAGGUCCAGAGGGCAAGCGCAACAUUGACGCCCUCCUGAUUCAGCAGUAGAGCCAGAGGGGCCUAGAAAUAGGAUAGAAAGCCGUUCAUGUGUGUUCCAAUACAUGUCCAACAAAUCAAGUUGCCAAUCUUGAUGGAUAAAGAUAAGGAAAACAUCUUGUAUAAUGUAUACGGUGCAAUAAAUUACUGUGCCAUUGCU